Molecule: messenger RNA, 510 nt
Organism: Emiliania huxleyi CCMP1516
Lineage: Eukaryota; Haptophyta; Isochrysidales; Noelaerhabdaceae
Exons: 2
Coding region: 1-510 (169 amino acids)
Source: RefSeq, a predicted model, not a curated record
AUGCCUCUCGGCGCGAUCCGCAAGGAGGCGGCCGAGGAGGCUGGCGUGCCGCCGCGGCUGGCAGGCGCGAUCCAGCCGGCGGGCGGAGUUUGCUACACCGGGUUUGACGAGACGGGGUGGGCCCUCAAGCGCGAUGUGCUAUACACCUUCGACCUGCGCUGCGGUGACGACUUCGUGCCGCGCGCUGUCGACGGGGAGGUCGAGGAAUUUUCGCUCACGCCCAUGGAUGAGGUGGCGCGGCUGGUCGAGCGGCAGGCGGGCGAGAGGCUGUUCAAGCCGAACGUGGCCGUCGUCAUCGCUGACUUUCUGCUGCGGCGCGGCUUCGUAGCGGCGCGCAGCGCCGCGCACGCCACGCUGCGGACCGUCGGACGAGCGCAGCGUACGUCGGCGGCGAGCCGCGUCGCCAGCCGUCUCGCGAGAGAGCGGCGCCGCCGCGUGCGCGCAGCAGCCGCCGCGGCAGAGGCGAGCCGCGGCGACGUCCGCACAACGGAUAACUUCCAUGGCGGUUAA